CUGACGUGAAGCUCGAUGUUUUUUACUUUUGGGAAUUAGGUUGUUUUCAACCGAAAUUUACCAUCUUUACAAUAUACCUUAUACUGCACAAUGGCCAAUAUAGAUGACCUUUUCAAGGCAUCUGGCGCCGGCAGCAAGCGCAAGCUAGAUCCUCUCCGCGACCCCAGUGAAAUUUACAAGUCUGCCCGUCUGUCAUCCAACGGGACCGGCAGUCGUCAUGCGAGCGUUGAAGAAACUGCAGAAUUAGACGACGACGAUGCCGAGGCAGGACCUGCACUUCCACCCGACGAAGAGGACGAGUUCGGGGGCAGCGGACUAACACGACAAGAGGAAGACGCGCUUGACUAUAUCGAUGCUCUUGACCCUACCAACGACCAACAACCUCUGAAGUUCGACAACGCAUGGUUACGGAAGACUGCGAUCAACUUCGAGAAGUGUAUAAAUAAGAAUGCCGAGCUACGUGCGAAAUACGAGAACGAGCCGGCAAAAUUUGCCGAUAGCGAGAAUAGUCUCGAUCAAGAGAUCAGAAGCUUAUCUAUCUUGUCUGAACACCCGGAGCUAUACACUUUGUUUGUGAACUUGGGUAGCGUUGCGAGCUUGGUUGGCCUUUUGGCACAUGAAAAUACGGAUAUUGCGAUCGAUGCUGUGGAAGUUAUCAACGAACUAACGGACGAGGAGGUUGUGGCCGACGACGAGCAGUGGGAUACGCUCGUCGACGCCCUUCUAGAAGAUGAUCUACUAGGGUUACUGGUCUCGAAUUUCGAGAGAUUUGACGAGAAGGAAGAGGCCGACCAGAAGGGUGUUUAUUACGCCCUAGGAAUAAUAGAGAACCUAUGUAGCGGUAGAACGGCUACGAAAGAGAAGUUCGCGGAAAACGACAAGCUUCUCAAGUGGUUGUUGCGACGAAUACAAGCCAAAGAGCCCAAGGUCAGCCAGAACAAGCAGUACGCGGCCGAGAUUCUGGCAAUCUUGAUGCAGGACUCUCCCCCAACCCGAACAAAGCUGGCUAGCUUAGAUGCUAUGGAGAUUCUUCUCCAACUCUCGUCAGCCUACCGAAGACGUGACCCCGAAAAGGGGGGCUACGAAGAGGAGUAUAUGGAGAACCUAUUCGAGGCUCUGGCGUCUCUCGCCGACGAACCCGAAGGCAAAACCAAAUUUGCGGAGGCUGACGGCCCAGAGCUAUGCUUGUUGAUGCUGAAGGAUGGGAACAAGAGCAAGGCCUCCGCACUACGACUCCUCACUCACGCCGUAGGGGGUUCCGGUGCAGCAGGAGUCGAGGUGUGUCAAAAAGUCGUCAAGGAUGGCGGACUCAAGACCCUGUUCACCAUGUUCAUGAAGAAAAAGAAUGAUAAAGUUACUAUGGAGCUACUAAUUAGUAUUUUUGGGUCUAUGCUACGGCUGUUACCCGCCGACUCGGACGAGCGAAUCCGAGCGUUAGCCAAGUUCGUCGAGAAGGAUUACGAGAAGACGAUUAAGCUAUUUAAAAUAAGAAGGGACUAUGCAGCACGCAUGAACGAGGUAGAAGGGGAAAUCGAGGAAGAGAAACGAACUCACGACCGUGACUGGUUGGAACUUCAGGACGGCGAGUGGUUUCUACGACGACUUGAUGCCGGUCUGUUUUGUCUACAAACGAUAGACGUCAUACUAGCUUGGCUGAUCGCAGAGGAUGAGGGCGCGAAGAAGACGAUUCGUAAACUGCUGGCGGACCAAGAUGAGACGUUCGAAGUUAUUAGGAAUACCCUGCAAGAGCAGAUCAAGGGGAUUGAAGAAGCCAACGACACGAAAGACAAGGAUCCAUGGGACCUCAAGGAGAUGCUUUUGACACUGGUGGAAUUCCUUCAGUAAUCGGGACGGACAAGUAGCAUGUCUCAUAGCUUCGGGAUGAAUCAAUUGAUCAACGAUGCGUUUCAUGCCGACUGUUUAGCGACAUACUCAGCUACCCCGUAUCUUAUAUUAACAGACAAGCUUCUCACAGCUAGCAACACCAAUCCUCCACCAUUCCAGGUUUCCUUCCAAACUUUUGGCAUUGAUACUAGCACUAGAGAUAGUACUGAAUAAUACGUAAUGCGGCUAG
Molecule: messenger RNA, 2074 nt
Organism: Annulohypoxylon truncatum
Lineage: Eukaryota; Fungi; Ascomycota; Sordariomycetes; Xylariales; Hypoxylaceae
Product: DUF1716-domain-containing protein
Exons: 3
Coding region: 91-1845 (584 amino acids)
Cellular component (GO): spliceosomal complex
Source: RefSeq, a predicted model, not a curated record